AUGCAGUCUUCCCGCUUCCAGUCCAUCACCUCCCGCUUCUCUCCGAGCACACUCAGAACCACCUUCCGCCGCUCGUCAUCAGCAUCCUCCCGUGCCAGCAGCGACCGAGGCUCCUUUGCUACCACGGCGUCGUCUCCCCCCUCAAUGCUUGACCUCGAGGAAGAGCGCAAGAGCUUCGGAAGCGAGCUCAGCAUCCUCGAGCCACGCCCUGUUCUCUACUUCGGCAGCGUCGAGGAGCGCAUUGGAUCACUAUAG
Colletotrichum fioriniae is the source of this 255-nucleotide messenger RNA. The record is from RefSeq and is a predicted model, not a curated record. Lineage: Eukaryota; Fungi; Ascomycota; Sordariomycetes; Glomerellales; Glomerellaceae.